This is a messenger RNA of Colletotrichum higginsianum IMI 349063, 1788 nucleotides long. RefSeq names its product Aromatic amino acid aminotransferase. Gene Ontology annotation, biological process: aromatic amino acid catabolic process; L-tyrosine biosynthetic process. Bases 1 to 1788 code for a protein of 595 amino acids. Gene Ontology annotation, molecular function: pyridoxal phosphate binding; aromatic-amino-acid:2-oxoglutarate transaminase activity; L-2-aminoadipate:2-oxoglutarate transaminase activity. The record is from RefSeq and is a predicted model, not a curated record. Lineage: Eukaryota; Fungi; Ascomycota; Sordariomycetes; Glomerellales; Glomerellaceae. The transcript has 4 exons.
AUGUACGUGAGAGCCGCUCGUCAUGGCCUCUAUGGCUCGCUUCCUCGAACCGCUGGUUCCCUAUCAAACACCCAGUCAUCUCGACUUACAGACUUCCGGCUCCAGCACCUAGGGUCGGCCUCCGUGACACUCGUACCCCUCACCCAGCAUUCAUUUCACUCAAAGAGGGGUGACAGGUCAGUAGCGGAAGCCGUUCCUGCUGAGAGUGAGGCCGUCUUCGAGAAGAGACAGAAGCCCUCGCCAUUCGAUGGCGUCCGCGAACGUAGGGCCAAGGCCGGCAAGCUGAUAGCGGGCGUGGCCGCGGCGUCAGAUAGUGACAUGUUCAAGGCUCCCGUUGUGGGAAAGCCCCAGGCGAAGCGAUGGGACCAUCAUCUAUCACCGGAAUCCCUCUCCCGUCACCCCUGCUCCCUGAAGCAGGCCGCUCGCCACCUCAAGAAGCCCGGCCUUAUCUCUCUCGGAGGCGGCCUCCCCUCGAGCGCCUACUUCCCCUUUGCCGAGCUCUCCGUCCGGGUCCCCCAGGCCCCGCACUUCUCCGAGGCAGAGACCAUCUCAUCGGGCCAGGUUCUCACCAUCGGCAAGUAUGACACUCGCGACCCGGACCAGCCGAACGCCGAGUACGACCUCUCCAUCGCCCUCAACUACACCCAGUCCACCGGCUCAGCGCAGAUGAUGCGCUUCGUCACCGAGCAUACCGAGCUCGUCUACAGCCCCCCCUACGCCGACUGGCAGUGCUGCCAGACUGUUGGCAGCACAGCCGCCCUCGAGCAGACGCUCCGCAUGUUCUGCGACAAGGACCGCAAAGACUCGGUCCUCACUGAGGAGUACAGCUUCUCCACGGCGCUCGAGACCAUCUCACCGCUCGGCGUCAAGGCCGUCGGUGUCCCCGUUGAUGCCGAGGGCCUGCUUCCGGAGGCCAUGGACGAAAUCCUCACGAACUGGAACCCCGCGGCCCGUGGCGACCGCCGCAAGCCUCACCUGCUUUACACCGUGCCCUCGGGACAGAACCCCACGGGCGCGACGCAGUCGGCCGCCCGGAGACGUGCUAUUUACGCCGUGGCGCAGAAGCACGACCUGUACAUCAUCGAGGACGAACCCUACUACUUCCUUCAGAUGCAGCCGUACACCGGCCCGGACGCCCCCUCGGUGCCUCCCCCGGCAUCCGUGUCCGAGUUCCUCGGGACGCUGAUCCCCUCGCUCUUGAGCAUGGACACGGACGGCCGCGUGCUGCGCAUGGACUCCUUCUCCAAGGUCCUCGUGCCAGGAUCCCGGCUCGGGUGGGUGACGGCGUCGGCGCAGGUCAUUGAGCGCUUCAUCCGCCACGCCGAGGUCGCGAACCAGGGGCCCUCUGGGUUCUCGCAGGUCGCGGUCUGGAAGUUGCUGGACGAGACGUGGGGUCACGAGGGGUAUCUGCAGUGGCUCAUGAACUUGCGCAUGGAGUACACCAAGCGCCGCGACUGGCUCCUCGCGGCGUGCGAGAAGCAUCUUCCUCGCGACAUCGUGAGCUGGACACCGCCUGCUGCCGGCAUGUUUUUGUGGCUUAAGAUCGACCACUCCGCCCACCCUGACGGCCCCUCUCGCCCGCUGCUCGAGGUCGAAGAGGAGAUAUUCAACUCUUGCAUCGACAAGGGCGUCCUCUGCGCCCGCGGUUCGUGGUUCCGCACCGAGCAGGACACGCCGCUCAACGACCUCUUCUUCCGCGCCACCUUCGCCUCGGCCAGUGAGAAGGACAUGGACGAGGCCAUCCAGCGGCUGGGCGCUGCCAUCAAGGAGAGCUUCCGUCUUGGUUGA